AUGACAGAACUUAAAGAUAGCAAAGAUUAUGGUGAACAAUCACUAAGUCUUGCCAAGAAAAUUAGAGAGAGGGAACUGGAGGCAGAAGCGUGUCACGUGCUAGCAUGGUCAUAUCAUAAAAGUGGAGACUAUAAAGAAAGCAAAGAAUACGGGAAUCAACUUCUGAAUAUUGCCAUGGAAUUGGGAAAUAAGGAACUGGAAGCAAAAGCUUGCCAUGUUCUCAGCUGGUCGUAUCAUAUGAUUGGAGACGUCUUACAGAGUCAAGCCAAGGAAGUGAGAAAUGGGGAGCCGACUAAAGAAUACGUACAAAGCCAAUCAUACAGCAGACGAUCACUUCGAAUUGCCCAGGAAGUGGGAAAUAGGGAACUCCAAGCAGAAGCGCUCUGUGCUCUAGCUUGGUCACUUUACAGACUUCGCGAUUUCACAGAAAGCAGAAAAUACUGCAAACAGUUACUGAAAAUAGGCAGGGAGGUGCAAAAUUGGAAACUACAAGCAGAAGCAUAUUUUCUUCUGGGCUGGUCGUACCACUUGACUGACGAUUUUGAAGAAAGCGUACGUUACAGCGAACUAUGUCUGAGAAUUGCCAAAGCAGUAUAUAUUCCGUACCUGGAAAAAGAAGCGCAUAUUGUUCGCAACUUGUCGUUAAAUAGGAGUCCCGAAACAGUUUGGUAUGAUCGGUAUGAAAAACUUUUUCUUAAGUUCCUUGAUGAUUAUGAAGAGGAUGUAUUAGAGUACUCUAUGUCAGGUAUGGAUGUUUCAAUGUGAAAAACUAAUUUUCAAAUGAUUUACAAAUGAAGAGCAUUUGACUUGUUUAGGUUGGGCUGAAACAGGAGGACUGGGACCGGCUGAAAGUGAACGAAACGAGUAACGAUAGCAACUGAACUCAAAAGAUAUACAAAAGUUGCUUUUACACACAUAUAAAGCAAAUUAACCAGCGCUAAAAGUAAAUAAGUCAAAUUUCGGUCGGUGACGUCACUUUUCAAGACAUAGUCAUAACGUUCAUAAGAUUGUGUUCAAUCUCAUAUUAGCUCUCUUCCGGUCCGUGCACGGUUCGUCCCAUUACCUUUUAUUUCCUAUUCUUUAUUCAACAAAAGGCAAUCCACACUCUUAGUUUCCGUUUUCCGUUUUAAAAUUUUGAUGAUGAUAAUGGUGAUGAUGAUGAUAAUGAGAAUGAGUACAAACUGUGACAUUAUUAAAAAAAAGCAGGAUAAAAGUAAAGGUGGCAAUGACAAUGAAGACAGAGCUGGUUAAUGCCCAAAGUAAAGGACAUUGCAGUUUAGUACAUAAUGAAAACAUCCUUCAUUGCACUAGAAAAUAAGGGAAUUCACUUGUGUAGUGGUUUAUCAUUAAUGUCACAAAUGCUUAAGUUUUCAAUGGCAUCUAAAAAAUUGGCAUCCCCCUUUCAGAAAUUUUUACCCAGUCCCCGCCUUUUCCCUUCAAAACAAUUUUAAGAUAACACCAAAAAUUCUCUGCCACCCACCACCCCCCCCCCCACCUCACCCGCCUGUGGUAUACAUAAUGAAUACAGCCUUAAUUAUUUUACCUAAAACACAUCGUUUAAGAAAUAGUUAAAGCCACUUAAUUAACCUCAUUUAUGUGCUUAAGAAAAAUGUCAAAAUCUCUUUAAAAUAGCAAAAUUUAAUAAAUAACGUUCUCUUUACUUCUAUAACCCUAAGACAAAGCGCAAAAAAAUUGCUAUCCAUACAGUUUCCAUUUUCCCUGACGUUUUUCUCACGUACAUAAACAAAGUAAACCUAAAGAUUUAAGAACCUACAGGCUGAAAGUUGGCAUUUUAAUACCCAAGUUUAUAAGAACCUAUUCAGCCUGGCGAGGAAAAGAGGUAUCAAAAUUCCGGAUGUUAACUGUAUGUGAAACCUCUAAUAAGAUGUCAUUGUGUAUAUAUUUAGCUUGGCAAGCAUAUGUUUGUUUUUUUUUAGUUUAAAUUAUGUACUAGAAGUGUAAUAUUUCUGUGAAUGAUUUUGCUACGACAAACUCUGAAAAAUUAAGAACCUAUUAUAAGAACCCAAUCAGCCUGAUUUGUCAAAAAGUACCCUGAAAUAUAAGAACCUGUUCAGCCUGGUCUCGAAAAUUCUAGGUUUACCUCUUAUAUGCGGGUGUUUACUGUACUUUGAAUGAAUAAUGAAGGUAAUAUACUUUAGUAUAUACUAAAACAGUGGAUAGUGUUUUUCGCGCGCUCUGAUUGGCUACUCAAUCAGUGAAUAUCCUGCACUAUUCACUGAUUCACCUCCAGUUCCUCCGAGCGAGCGACGUCAAACUCACGUAAGUUGCGAGCAAAAUGCUUUCCCGGUUUGCGGCCGUAACAAACUAAGAAAUUUCACAACUAAUCAAGCAAGCUAUUCCCAAAAUACAUGAAGAAGGUGAGGAAGUUCGGUUUGGAAGUUUUAACAGGUAAAGCUUUGUCUUUUUGACUUGAAUUUAUCGAUAAAACCGGUGAAAAAGUUUUUUGUUUACAAAUGCAAAUUAAUCUUAAGUCUUGCGUUACUUUAUUUAGUUGACUUGUUCAUAAAUAUUUAAUAAUCUUUUUUACAGAAUGAUUUUAAAUACAAAAAGAAUUCACAACUCCUUUUGAAGAAACUUCCCCGUAAGAGCUAAACAAACGCCUUCAAAAGUUUUAUUUGUCGCCAAGAAAAAGCGACGACCGCGGCCGUUCGGUCAUCGCACGCCAAAAUUGGCAACGGCAAAUGAGUUAAAAAUCAUCAUUUUUGCUCAAUUAUCUCACUGUUUUAGUAUAUACUAAAACAAUUAUUUACCUCAGUGUCGGUGGCUAGUAGUGGCUAUUUACCUCGCCGCUUCGCGGCCUCUUUAAAUAUCUACUACUACUAGCCACCUCCACUUCGGUGAAUAAUUGUUAUGUAUACUGAAGCCAUUUCCGAGUUGCCGAUAAUUCCAGCCUUAAAAAAAAACUUUGCUCACUGAUCCUUGUAUGUGAUAAAAUCAGUUUCCUUCAGUGUAUUUUCCUUAACCUUUUCUUUCAAUAAUGUAGCCAAAAAUAUGGAAACUUUUCUCUUUGUUGACUGAAAACUGUAUUACAAAUGUUUCAUAUAUCUAGUUCCGAACGAGAUCAAAGCACGAGGACCAAGAGCAAAGCUUGCCUAUGAAAAUGCUUUAAAAACUGGAAAAGUAAAGGUGUACCGAGCACGAAUCAUGCUGAUAGGUCAAGAUCGAGCGGGAAAGACAAGUUUGAAGAAGUCCUUCUUAGGUCUACCCUUUGACCCUGAGGAAGAAAGUACUGACGGAAUUGAAGUUGAUCCCUCGAAAUUCGAAGUGGACAUCGAUCAAGUGAAGAACUGGAAACGCACCGAUGAGAAGUUAGGAGUGUCUCAAUUUUCUUCCGAUCUUGCAAAGAUGGUAGCUAGUUAUCUCCAAGCGAUUGACGACGUAGCUGAAGAAGAAGGAAAUGUGAAAAAAAAUGAGAUCGAAGAAAUACCAAGAGAGGUCAGUCUAGUUCAGGUAAAUGCAUGCAGAAAAGAACAGGUCAGGGUCUCGCGGAGCUCAGGGAGGCCAUAAAACCGUGUGCGCACAGUAAUUUCCAGCUUACAGUCUCAAAUGGCACGCCGCCGGCAUUGCACUUUAAAAACGAAAUCGGUUUUGAAAACAAGACAGUUUCGACCACAAAUCUGUGAAGCGGCUACAUAAAAAGAAAGCGUCUGGGCCCGGCUAGUCUGCUACAGCCGUGUUUACGGCUGUGUAGCAGACUAUGGGCUGGUAUAGGUCUCUCUCAUUCCUUUCAUUUUUCUGUUGUCAUGAGAGGCCUCUGCUAGCUGGGUAGUGUAAGAUUUUGGGCCCCAUUGAUUAGUUUAAGGUCGCAGGGCUCAUUGUUAUGCAUUUAUUGAGCCUGUGCCAGGCUCUCAGAUAGCCGAUAAUGGGGACGUAUUAAAACGAGCAAAUCGAAAAUAAAACGCGCGUAUGCACGAAAUACAACGACUGAUAUCGACGCAUAAUUUAAAGUGUUCACGUGCACGUGUGGCAUGGAUACUGCGGACAAAAUGUUUAUACAGUAUUCAAAAGUAACAAACAGGCUUUGAAUGGUAGGUUUAAAACCUUGUUUCAGUGAUUUUGAAAUCAAUUGAAUUAAGAAACUCUAUACAAAAUAAAUUCUUUGUACGUUUUUUUUUCGCCUCAAAAAUCGUUGAAAACAUUGCAGCUUAAAAGCAAAAUUAAAGCGUGGAACUCUUGCUUAGAACUCGUUCUUUAGUCGGGACACUGGUACAACUGUGGCUUAAACCAUUGCCGUAAAGCGCGAUCUGCCCGAAUAAAAAAACAACCGUCCUAAACUUCCAUCAUUCCACAAUGUCUCUGUAAAGUUUUUGUUACGUAAAUCGCCUCUAAACAGCUGAGAUAUAAGGGUUUAGAAAGAUGUAGCACAAGAAAAAGUUUGCCUUUUGAAUUCAUUCUCUGUUGUUUAUUCAUAGAUAGGUGUCCCCCGCGGCCUUAAAAAGUCCUUCUACGGCAAUAUUUCCCUUUAAUUAGUAAAAUUCAAAAACUAAAGUGUUUGUCUUUACCGGCUCAUCUUGCAGGCUCGUUUUGACGCUCCUCGAAAACUUCGGGAUCAGGAAACAAAUUUGGAGCCAUUGAUUCAAGAGAAACCAGCCUUGUUCAAGCCUCAAGUGAAUCAGGUCAGUUUCAGCUUCCUUCUGUUUGGCAGGCCUUUAAUUUUUGUUCCAAGAGACGAGCGGAUAGGUGAGACAAAAGUUAGAAUUUCAAAUCACGCGCGCAAACAGGCUGCGAUUUCAUAGUGCUUUGUGGUCUUGAUAUCACCCAGGCACGUGAUUUUUAACCUAUAUGUUCGGUGUGAUUUACUUAUGUUAUUUUGUUUUCUUGAGACUUUCCAAAACGUAAAUUGGCGAAAAAGUGUUUAGAUCUGGUGCCUCUACGAUUACGGCUGCAUGGCUUUCUCCUCCGCAUAAGCUCCGGCUGGGUACGUACUACAUUAAAAAUAACAACAAUUAAAAAAAAACCUCCCUACGAAACAAAGAGGCCUCUGAGGAGGAGAGAGGCUGCGUGAGCAGAGGUUGAUGCCGUAGUUUUUUUUUAAACUGGAAAAAUUUUCGGGUGUUUUGGAUAGGUGGUCGCCUAUAGAGGACGAUCGCAUAGAGAAUUUUUGAUGCAUGUUUUUGAAGUAGUAGCAUUUUAACCUUGUAAAAUCGUUUUAGGGUACAUUUGGUAAAGCCGUCGAAAAAGAGACAAAUACAGCCGUCCCAACUGACUUAAAAAUCGACCCCAGUUUGCCUCCAGAGGAAUUUACAGAUCAUCUUGUUCAACUUUUGGGAAACUUGAACCUUGAAAGUGAUACAACAACAGUGGAACAUCAUAUGACCCUUGAUUUGUGGGACUUUGCUGGUCAACAUCUUUACUAUGCAUCUUACCCAGUUUUUUUAUCCACUCGAGCAGUUUAUAUGCUUGUGUACGAUCUCAGCAAAGGAUCAAAGGAAACCGCUCAGCCUUGUGUCAAACAAGGAAUUCGGAAAGUUCUUCUCAGUAAUCCAAAUAAAGAAACAAAUUUAGAAAACUUGUUGUCGUGGCUGGUUUCUCUAAACACUAUGUACUCGCUAAAACCAGAAGUAAAUGACAAGAAAGUAGAGAACCUGCCUUACUGUCGCCCUCCAGUAUUUAUCGUAGGAACACAUGCAGAUAAACCAUAUCAAGACAUCAAGGAGGUUGAAUUGCAGAUUCAGCAGGAACUUUCUGGAAAGGAUUACGAACGUCACGUGAUUCGUCCUUUCUUCUCUGUCGAUAAUACCCAAGGUUCAGCUGAUGACGGAGUUGCCGCACUUCAGAAACGAAUGAUUGACGUUUUGAAGCAGGAACCAUACAUGGGAGAAGAGGUACCAAUUCGGUAAGUUAUUUAGUUAAGAAAAACACUUUCAUCCUAUUUUAAUGUUUGUCUCAUGAUGUAGGCACCUCGACGUUUAAUAUGACCUCUUACUGCUUGUCUGCUUCAGGUGAUGAGGUCGAAUGAUUAGCAAGUACUUUUUCUGCCGCAAUGCUCUUUUCUAUUGAAGUAAAGUCCUGUUGGCGGAUUUGCCAUCCUCAUUUGGUGUUUCUUUACUGUGAACAUCCACGCAUCUACUAUCCCUGUUGAAGUUAUUAGGUGAAGCCUUAUUAUGUAGAUAGUUUCCAUUGCCCUACGGGAGUACAAUACCAGCGAGUCUCUAUAGAUCAUCUUUACCUUGUUCCAAAGCAGUCGAUCCGGCUUAACAAGGCGGCGCGAACCGAACGAUUUCCCGUGAGUGCGGCAAAAUUUUCAUCGGGGAAACAGGGAGAUCUUUGCAGGAGAAACGUAGAUGCUCACCGAACCGGCCGUUUUCCCCUUUACAACGAUAUAAAAUUUAUUGCCCCCGCAGGGAUUUCGCCUAGAAGGCGAAAUCCUGAGGAGGCACUCUAGUAGCUCGCGCGUAUAUUAAGGAAAGUACUUACAGUUGAAAUAUACAGUCAGUAUGCCAGAACAAACUUCGAUUUGCUUAAACAGGGGCCGCGAGGAAUCUGUGGGUAAUGAUGACGUUUUCUAUUGUUCGCGCCCGCAAGUGAGAUAUGAUUAGGAUGACAUAAAACAGAAAAUCCCGAAGUGACGCUAUAAUUGGUAGAUUUUGUGUCAUUUAUUGUACGGUCAUACUUCGAUAAUCUUUUGCGUUACGCGUUAUCAGUGACAUUCUGGGAACAGCUGUUUUGAAAGUUAUUGACCAAAAGACGCUCGUUAAGAGCAGAUGAAGUUAUAAGGUGCGUAUAAUUGUGUAUAUAUAAACACUUGAAGAGUUUGCCAGACACGAGUUCACAAAUCUUUCACUGGAAACAGUUUGCCAGACCACUCUUUCUCUCUCUUUGGAGAAUAAGACUCAGUCCACAAACAAACAAGACGAACAAAUCAACUGCUACCUUAUUACGAGCAGAACGAUGGGCGUUACAGAAAUUCGCUGCCAAUUAAAUUCUGUGGCGACUUAUUUCAAUCCCUGCUUACAGAUGUCCUGCUAUAAAGUUUAAAUGAAGACUAAAACGCGCGAGCGUGAAUUGAUCGAACCUUCGAAUUUCUAAGGCUUACUUUCCGGCAAAUAAAAUGAACUGUAUGUAAAAAGUGAAAGAGAAAUAGCGAAAAAUUCCAAAUUCUAAUUAAAUAUUUUCUUAUGGUUUAGAAUAAACUAUUCUCGAAACUGAGAAUACGUUGAUCAAAGCUGUGUUAAUCGAACUGAAUCAGUGCAUGGAACCUUGCGUUUUCCUGUUUUUAUCUCACCUAUUGUAUGGAAUAUGUGUGAAAUCUCCUUUAUGAAUCGUUAUAUUUGAAAGAGCAACAACGAACAAGAUACUAUUUACUGAAAAUAUACAGAGCGGGGGCAGCUGUAGUGUCAACUAUUACAAGUUAGUUGGAGUAUCGAGCCUUGGCCUUUCAACACUAACUUGAUUUAUGAUGGGUAGUGCCGCUUAGCUUAAGGCCGGGUAUACAACAUCAUGACCGUAAAAAUUGUUCAUUACCUAUUAAUUUAUCGUGUACAGCAGAUGCAGCCAAAUGUCCUCCAAAACCAAAUAAACUCUUUAAAAUAUUUUUCAGGUUUUCUGUUACACUGUAAAAUUUUUCUUGCAUUUGCUACUUGGAAGGAACUAAUUCGAAAAUCACUAUGUUUGCUCAUUUUCAGGAAUAUCACAGAAAUCGUGAAAAAAAAAUUAAGAGUUUAUAAUUUAUGCUUCUAGGGGACGCUGUCACAAAAUUACAGACGUUUGUAUGGAUCUUUAACCAUGUUUCAAGAGUCAUAACUUGAUCCCUGUUCCACCUUAGAGCACCAAACUUCUUCAAAUAACCAAUCUCAACAUGAACUUUUAUAUGGUGGUGUCAGUUUAUCGAUUAUUUAAAAUUUGAAACUCGCCCCAGUUCCCUACGCAACUCCGAAAUAGACUCAAUACUGCAAGUACACAUAUAUUGAAGAUCAUACGCGGCUCCUCGUGGUCGAAACUAUUGCACACAAUUUCUUAGUUAGAAUAAUUAUAGUGUCAUAAUUUCACUAGUAAUUCCUCGUUUAAGAUCCAUUGCGUUGCACAUGCAGCGAACAUUAGAUAUUUUUAAAAAAGCUUGUAGUUAAAGACAAAGCUCGUUACCUUUAAUGACCAGCGAUUGCACGGUGCCGCAUUAUCCAAUUUGCACCGAAAGAGAAUCAGACUCCUAUGUCAACUGGUUGAAGUCGCUCAUUUGCUUGGAUUUUUUUUACUUUAGUGGUACAGAUCCGUCAUUGUUCAGUUAUGCUUUAACUUCCCCUUUAAGAUCUUGUUAUUUUAUUUGGCUUUCAGAUGGUUUAACUUCGAGCAGGUUGUCAAAGCUUUAAUUGCUAAGAAAGUGUUUUAUUUAAACCACGAUCAACUUCAAGAUAUUAUCCAGAGAGUUUGCUUCAUUGAAGACGAGGAUGAAGUUGCCACCAUGUUGGAUUUUUAUCAUGACCUUGGCAUGAUUGUCAGGCACCGCAACACAGUUGUACUUCGGGCUCAGUGGCUCAUUGAGGUCUUCAGACAACUCAUAACCAUUCGUUCUUUUAACGAAAUGGUAAGUGAAACAUAUUCAAGUCCACAUUUACAGUCUUAUGAAGCAUAAUGACUGCAAGCCCCUCCACAGAAAACACCAUCCCACACCGUUAAAAAUUCCCUGCAUUGCCAUUGCCGCAGAAAAACCGAGGCGCAUUCAUUUACCUAGAUGAUGAUUAUAGACUUGAUUAUCUUAAACCCAAAAGACCAACUUGGCAUCGCAGAUCCCCCCCCUCCGCCGUUAGGAUCCAGAGUUAUUAGCUUACAAGUUUUCUAGAGUUUAAGGCAAUGAUUAACUUCAUUAGAAUCAUUUUAGUGUCGUUUUUUGUUGACAUAUGUAGUCUUAAAACUGGCUAAAUAUUAGCGAACCCGAGCCAGAACAAUUAAGUGUGUGCAAUGAGCAAAGAGGCAGACAAUCCAACCUUCACUUUAAUUCAUGUGAUUUUAGACCUGGCAUACGAGUUGGAGCUUACCUUAACGUCAAACGCCUUAUUUAUGACGUCAACGUCAUUAAUGUGUUCCACCGAAAAUAGUGUAUUUAAUUAUUUCACGCACAACGAAAAAACAACAAGCAAUGGAAAAAAAAACCGUACGAUAUCCCUUUGCCGGCCUGCCUCUUGCACAUUUAAACUCUAAAUGGUAUCUGGUAAAAGGAUAACCAAUAUUUGUUGUUAUCUGCUAAAGCUCAAUAUAUUAUGUACUAACGUACCAGAUGUAUUAAUAAAUGUAUGAUCCUAAGCUUUACAUUGUCUCUCUAACUAUUACAACGGGACUUGUACCUCAAGUAUUCGAAGUGCUCGAAGUUCGAGCCUCCCCCCCCCCGUCUUUGGAAACUUACUUCAAAACAUUUACCUAAUCCAUACUUGUUUUAAUGCUGUUUUUUUUCGCCCCAUGCAGUACAUCUAAAUCCUCUAUUUCUGCCUUUGUUGUAGCACCCCCCAAAAAGAUAAAAACGCUUAGGUCGUUAAUAGGUGUGACGUUUCGUUGAUCCUUGAUUCCCUGAAGAAUUGCCUUCUUCGGUUUUGUUAGGAACCGAGACAUUCCCAGUUAUGGAAAGAAAUGGAGACGACAGGUGCCCUACACAUGGAGCUAGUUGAUCACGUGUUCUCCAAGUGUUGUCAGCAGCAAGGCCUGAUCAAGGAGGAUAUCCUGAACAUGAUGGAGCAGUUUGGAUUGAUCGUCAAGUUUAUAACUUCGCCGACAAAUGAAAUGUACUUUGUACCCUGUCAACUCAAGACACCACCUGAAUUCCUUUGUGAAAUGGAACUAUCACCUUCAGAUCCAUGCUCACUGUACCUUCAUUUUAAAUGGGGUUUUGUCCCUCACGGUCUUUUUUGCCAGCUCGUGUCACGGUGUGCUAGAUGGUAUUGUGAGAGUGGUUUCAAGGAAACGCCAGAUUUUUUCGAUGGGGCCGUCCGGUUUUUCAUAGGGAAGAAGUCCUUUCACCAGUUCAUUCUUUUAUGCAGGAAAAGAUUCAUCAAGAUCAUCUUGACGCAACCAAAGGGAAGUCAUCGUGAAGUAAACCAAGCAUCGUUCGCUGAAACAAACGAGGUGGCUCUUCUUGUUCGAAAGCUUUUGGAAGAGACAUUGCAGACCCUAAUACGCGAGCUGUGGUGGUUGAGAAACCUUAAGUGUGACUGGUGCGUCGCAUGUCCUGGCUGUCUGCGACAUGAGCAGGUUUGUUCUAUCCACGAACAGAAGUGCUGUACUCACGAGGACUGUCUGUGCCUUCUGAAAGUAGAGGGGGGGAUACCGAGGCACUGUCAAAAAAGACUUGAGAUGCCGACGCUGCCCGGACUGGAAAAAUGGUUCUCACUAGAAGGUAACAACAUUUCUGUGGGGGUGGAUAAGUGUCUUAUAACAGUACCUAAGUACAUUUCAAUAUACGACUGACAAUGUCAUGCAUGAUUCUCUCUCAUAAGAAAUUUCAUUAAUAUUUAUUACCCUUAUCUUUGUUGCUGAUCACCCUCCAAAUCCUCGUUUUUCUUUUAGGGAGUCUGACAGUUUUGAACAGAUUUACAAGUUUACAAUUCCGAAGCGAGUUUUGGCAUGAUUAUUUGGGCCGUAACUUUAAAAUCUAUUUAUAGGGCCAUUCAAAGGCCCAAAAGGUCGGAGCUUAUCCCGGUUUCCGUAGAAUGAAGCACGCCUAGGAGCAUUGCUACUCCCCCCUGGACGAGAUGCUAGUCCAUCGCAGGGUUACCCCCCAACGCUAUGUCGCCGGUACCCAUUUAUACACCUGGGUGAAGAGAGACAAAGUGGAGUAAAGUUCCUUGUCUAAGGAAACAACGCGACGGGCGAGGCUUGAGCCCUGGGGGCCUUUGGCUCGUGUGCGCCCUUAUCUAUAGUGCCAUUCGAACCAUUUUCAUUAUGAAAGUACAUUAGAACCCGCAACUCAAAACCUUUAGUACAAAUUAAAGAUUCGGAUUCGGAUUCCAUUGUCGUGUUUUAAGAACACUGACUUAAAAGAUAAUUUUGGUCCAAAACUAUGUAUGAUAAAGGUGUCGCGUUUCUUAAGGGUGAACUUUUUUCAUGCAGUUCAGUUACGAACUUAAGCAAAGUUUCCUCGUGAAAAUGUCUGCUUUCGUCUACAUAUAGAUAAAACAUGUGUGCAAGACGUUUUUUGUGAAAGCCGCUAAUAGAGGGUUUGGAUACGGCAUCCGGUUAUACGGCCUCUAUGGGAUGCCCCCUUGGUGUCCGUAUUACCCGGGUUCCACUGUAGAUCCAAAGGAAAGGUGUCUUUUUACACUCCUCCGCUUUCUAAGAGAAUGAAGGAUACAGGUAUCAGUUAUUUUUUUAUAUCAAUAUUUAUCCAGGGGCAUCCAAUUUAGCAGAGCUAGUUUAAAUGGAGCCCUGUCACAACACACACACAAAAAAAUCUGACAUUAAAAAAUUUAAACUAGACAAUUAAUUAAGUUACAAAGGCAACAUGUACCGCAGGCGUUACUGUUUAAAAUAGCGCUUUAGCUUGAUUGUAAAUUCACUGAGGGUCUCUACUUGUCUGAUGAUUCUCGGAAGGGUGUUGUAGGUCCGAGCACCGUUUAUUCUGAAGCUACCUUGGUAUUUAGUAGCUAGUUUUUUAUGUUGCAAUUAUUAAUGUUGCUUAAAUUUUAGCUCUUUAAUUGAGAAUUUGGAGGGCUUUAAAUCAUAGAUAAGAUAGAGCAUAUAGUAAAAGACUCUAAAGCAGAGAAACAAGAAAAAAAACUGUGUAAAGGUCUCGUUCGCUUUGGAGUUGUCAGCCACAGAAAUGUCCAAAACAGAAGUUACCCGGGUGGGGUACUUCCAAUAAUGGCCUAUACGGGAAGGCUCCGCCCUAAAGGGGUACCUUUUUUAGGCUUCAAGUAUAUGCAUUUUAUGGCUGUGAAAAAGUCGAUAAAGCGUUCUGGUGUUGUCGUUUAUUCAUAUUUUAAAGGACAGUGCAUGGAACUAGAUAUGUGAAAGGGAUACCACAUGUCAAUAGAAGUUAUACGAAAGGAGUACCUUUACUGCCGAAAAUGGUAUAUAAAAGAGUAAAGGUUUGGACCGCAGGACAGAGCCUCCCCGUAUAACGCUCUGUUGAGUACCCCCCCCCCCCCCCCCCCUCCCCCCCGGGCUAAGCUAUCAAAGAUUAUAACUGAUAGUGUUCUUUUUCAUUAACAGCACUGCCUGUUCUUCGACAAAUUGAACUGGAAUCCAAGGAAGGGACUGGCAAAGCUGAGUUGUCGGGGAAUUUCAGGAAGUACACUACGGAAAAAGGCUUUGUGGUUUCUAACAAUCGAGGGGAGGGGAACUGUAUGUUUUUUGCACUUUCGGAACAGCUCGACCUUAUAAAAGGAACUGAAAGCUCACAUGGACAGUUACGGGAAACCGUGGUCCAAUAUCUCAAAGAAAACCCCGCGCUGGUAAGUUAAUUGCUGCCAGUAACUUAAUCAUUCUGCUUUGGCCUAGGUCGAAGACUCAACGGUUAUUCAAUUUUGCAAAUCCUUGGCGAAGAUUUAAUAUGUUUUUGGCUAUUGACAGUCUAUUCAUUAAAAUUCCUUUCAUUGUCUUUGAAUGCUGGCAUAUCAUUUGUAAAUAUCCUAAAUUUCUUGAAAGUUCUUUUGAUAAUACAAUGUGCGUUUUUUCUCGCUUACAUUUUCUAGAUACAUUGACUAUUGAAAAUUGAAACUGUAACAUGCGAGCACGCUUUCUAAUGUAGGGUCUUAAGCGGAGAAAGCGAGAGACGAACAAGCUCGCGAAAAUAUACCUUAUUCACGAUACUGCCUAGGAUACCGCAAUCUUUGCACGCGCUUUAGGGUGGAUGGGAUAAAAGCAAUUUUUACGUGGUAUUUCAGGGGGCAACAAGUGAUAAAAUUUGCCAAUACCCCCGGGAGAACUCGACCGGUAUUUGGGUAUAGUUGAGCCUCUGAAGGUUUGAAACCCUGACUCUGUUUAGGACAUACCCUGCAUGGGAAAACAUCCUCAACUUUAUUACCUUGUUUAGGGCAAAGGACAAAAUGCACGCCGUCUUGUUUUAAAGCCCACUGGCAAUUACAAGAGAGAAAAUUCAUGUUAUAGUCAUUGCUUUUGUGUACUUGGAGUAGAAACAAAUUUCAUCAAGCAAAUGAAAUCAACCGUGGAGGAAAUACCCUGUUUAUGAUAAGGACAGACUCUCUCGAGAUUAUACACCCUGUUUAGGACAGAGGGGCAAAAGCCAUACCCAGACCAACGGCACAUCAACGUAUGGGCCAUAUCAGGGAUUACAAUUCCCGGGACCAAACCGGGUAAUCGCGGUCGAGUUGGUGUAUUCUCUCAAAAAGAGAUGGUUUGUAGUUUCGACAACUUUAACAUUAGUAUUGCCUGCUGCCAGGACAUCUAUACGGCCGCUACUUCAUCCAGGAAAAAAAAGGCAAUAAUGACCACUUUCAUUCAAAAUUUGCCAUUAUCGUCUUUUCUAUUGUCUAGAAUGAACAAACUCGACCGCGAUUUCUUGCAUUGUCAACUUUCGUCGCUUGCUUGCCCCCUGAGAAACCACGUGACAUUGCUGUUGAAGAUAAUAGCACUUUGACAUUCAUUGAUCAAAAUGGCAGACUCAAAAACACUUAAUUAAUACACCCACAUUAUCAUAUUUUAGUGACGAGCACAAUGAUAGUUUUUGCUUUAGCUCUGAGAGUCCUUCUUCAUUACUUCUUAUAGAAAUCUAUUUUGUCGAUGAAAAAAAAAGUAUGGAUAAACUUCCAGUCUCGUUACCUAGAUCCCCGAUGCCGAAACCAAGGUCUCUGGAACUGGCCUUGCCCGCCUUCUCAUGUGAACACAAUUUUUAUCGCGUUACUGCUAUUUCAUUUCAUUAAGCCACCUAAGAUUUUAACUAACUACCCGCUGUGUUGGCUAUUUACUAAGUACAGGAUUUUUCUCCCUCAGCCUGAUGGGACAGAGCUCUUCCAUUUCGUUGACGGAUAUUCAUCUUGGGAUGCUUACCUCACGAGCAUGAUGACAGAUGGUACAUGGGGUGAUCACGUGAUUCUACACGGUGCAGCAAACUGCUUUGAAACAUGCAUUCAAGUGGUCAGUAGUCAUCACAAUGACGUAAUAAUUUGCCCAGAGUAUGAUGUUACUGCUAGCAACCGACUCGUGCUGGGUCACGUGCACGAGCUUCACUAUGUCAGCCUCAUUCCACCUAAAGAAGGUAUUCAAGGCGUUUGAGUUUACCUACGGUAACAACCAUCAACGACAGUCGAAAUAAAAGAAUGUGUAUCGGAGGAAAACCGAUAUGGUUAAAAAUUUGAACGAGUAUUGAAUAAAAAGUUUCCUCGCUUUUCUUUUGUUUCUUUGCUUCCAGUGUGAUAUUCUGAUCGUUUUGCGGUCAUUUAAAAGGUUGCGGUUUGUUCUACCGCUUUGUUUGUUAUAUUAAUAUCAAUUUUUCCCGUACAAAUGUUUACGUUGCAGGGCGUAAGAAGCAAUGUUCACACUCUGACCUAUUUACUGUUAAAUCGUAUUUAUUGCAUUCAUAACUCAGACCGUCAAUGUAGACUUUUGUUUUCUCCGUAGAAACUGCAAGUUACCAAGCAGAAGUCACUGUUACCCUCCUUGAGAAUGAGGACCUUCCUACAAAAUCAUUGCCUUGGAAUGAUAGCCUUCUCCCAACUGACAUGUUGUUGCUAACGGUGGAGGACUGUGAAUUUCUGAGUUGCCUGUCGUGUUUGAAUUCCAGUUUCUGCAAAAGCUACAGGAAAGACCUUGGAUACGUGUACUUCGGGGAUAUUGGAGAAGGUGAAAUGAAGCUAAGAAUUGCUGUAAUGAAGUGCUGCAGGGGUUCAAUUACUGCUGGAGGCUCUGCAGUUUUUGUAUUGGCAGCUGUCAGAGUCUUGAGGCCUAAAGCUGUGUUUCUAGUUGGUGUCUGCUGUAGCCUAAAAUCCAGUAACGUCAAACUAGGCGACGUGGUUAUUUCAGAGAAGUUAAUAACCUGUGUUCCAUCCAGUAAGCAGUUCGGAGACAAAGUUCCUUUGAAAUCCCUUCCUUUAAGGAUGAUCCCUAAUGCUGGAGAUGGUUGGAAAGCGCCUUUGAAAGAUCCCAAAACACUUGAAGUGAAAAUACAUCGUGGUGAUAUUCUGAGUGUUCCUGGGGAGAUUGAUAACAAAGAAUGCUGCGAGACACUCAUCAAGCGAUUUCCACAAGCAGUUGCUAUGGAAUUAGAGGGACAAGGUAAGCAUACAGUCACACAGAUAUCACAUAGCCUACAGAAAAGCCGUUACCUAAAAAAAAAUCAAAGGCGGGAUAUUCGGGUUACUUUUCCCCCAAUCGGACCAGCACUCAGGGUCCAUUGAGUUACAAUAACUGAACCAAGAUUCUACCUUUGCCCUGUAAGCGUCUAACUCUUCAGUUGGCUCAGAUAGCCCCAUUUAAAAGUGGCGACGUUUUCGUUGGCGAACAUAAACCAACUUCCACUACAACUUCCCCUGAAGACCUUGACACUUCAAAAGGCAUUUAGUUAAAUUUCUAAUUCGUUUUUUUUCUCUUUCCUAAGUAAUGUUUUAAUUAGCAGUUUAGCUUUAAAAUAAAUAAAUGAAUAACACAUUGAAGCAAAUUAAAACAAAACCAGCUUUCUGUUAAACACGUGUCUAAAUUUGCAUGUCUAGCCUCUCCCCAUGUAACAGAAUCCGGAUCCCGGAAUUGGGGAAAUUUUUGCUUGUGGAACCGCCAAUCCUGGGCUUUGGAAUCCGGGAUCCCACGAACGAUUCAGCGUGCAAAGAAAGUCCUGUCCGAUAGCCCGGGGCUAGUGGAUUUUGCUAUCGGUCUAGUGAUUUCUGUUCUAAAAUUGCCCGAUGGGCAAGUGCUGUUUUUGGGGGGAAUUCAAAUUACAGAAGGAUUGUAAUCAAUCCUGCUAAUCAAAAAGGGUUUGGGGCUAGUAAAUGCUAGCUACAGCUUGCCGGAAUGGCAGGCUGUAAAACUGACUUUCUUUGCACCCUGCGAUUAGAAUCCGGAAUCCAAGUUCCACUGACAAAGAAUCCGGAAUCCCGUACCUGGAAUCGGGAAUCCGGAGUCCAGGGCGUGGAAUCCAGAAUCCACGACUCUCUUGGAUUCCCUUACUAGUCUAUAAGGUAAUAAAAUUAUUUCACUCGAAUCUAGGUCUACAUGCAGCAGCUCACGACUUGGACAUUCCCUGGAUUAUAAUUAAAGGCAUUUCAGACUACAAAGAUGGCAGAAAAUCCGGUACAGAUUGCUGGAAAAAGUUCGCGAGUUUAAUGGCCGCCUCUCUCACCGUUCAUAUCCUCAGUGAUCCGAUGGUUUUUCGGAACUGGCCCCACUACACUGAGAAAAGUGAGUAUUACAACAAACUACCCGCGACUGGAAUAUGUCACUUGUUUUUACCCCCUUAAUUUGUUAGUGCAAAAGUAAGUUGAAUAAUCUGUUUAUCUGAUUACCUGGUCAAAUAAAGAAGUAAAUAUAUAAAACAAAAACAUCAAAACGGAACAAAAACAAAAGAAAAGAAAAAUUGUUUUCCAAUGAUCCUUGUACAUCUGUACACAUUACCUAUGACAAAGGCCUGGUAGGGGUUCUCUCGGAGGAUUGAACUUUUAAAAAUUGUAAAUGGUUGUCGCUCAGUCAAACAUAUUUAAGGUUUUUAUUGGCACGUGUCAGAACACACACAGUUGUCGUACUUAAAGGUUCAGAGUGAACCAUAAUAGAGACUCGCUCGAUUUAAAGAGUUUUUUUUAGUUUUGCAGGUCUUUAUAGAGAGGUCUGGGUUCGAAAUUAGGCAGUAGGCAUUUAAAAUGUGGAAUGUUUGGACAAUUUUGACGGUGAACGUAGGCUUGACCUGCGAUAAAUGCAUGCAAGGAUCUUCUUGCUAAAAUAGCAUGCGUGGCAGGCACUGGUUAGUUUAUUUUGGUUUCAAUGGCUUUCGGAUGGUAAACUUUUUAUGUAAUUUUAAAAGAGAUAAGCUUAUCAGAAAAGAAAAGUAGUCUAGCAUUAAUCUGGAUGAACUGCAAAAAGUAACGUGUAAGGUCAUAAUUUGUUGUGAAUCUGGGAUCAUCAACAGUUAAUGCCAUUAAUUCGGCCCAUGUAAGUGAAUCCAAGACAGUCUUAGAUCCACCCCGUGGAUUCUGGAUUUCAGGUACUGGUUUCCGUUCUAUGAUUUUUUAUCAGUUGAACUUGAAUUCCGGAUUCAAGAUUCCUUGAGCUGUAUUCAAGAUUACAAAGCCCAGAAUUCCGGAUUCCAUAAUCAAAAACUUACUGGAUUCCGGAAUUCGGAUUCCCUUUCAGGGGGCGACAUUAAUCGCUGCAAACUGGCCUUAACAUGUUUUCAGUCCCUAUGACUAAACUACUCUGUGCUAACCUUUUUCGUUAAACGUCUUCUUGAAGGGUAGAACUUAGCGCAUUUUGGUUUUCAAUGACGGGUAGUUCUUGUUUUUUUGUAGCUGAGUAAUUAAGCUGUAGUAGCUUGUAGAAGUAAUAAGAAACCUCCGCAUCAAAAUGGUUUGUUAGCCUCCUGCAAAUAGUACAUCCUCCUUUUAUAUUCUGUCUGGGUAACAUCCCCACACCACUAACCAUUUUUUUUUUUUAACAGGUUAA
Porites evermanni is the source of this 17547-nucleotide messenger RNA. The record is from the annotation of a GenBank genome assembly. Lineage: Eukaryota; Metazoa; Cnidaria; Anthozoa; Scleractinia; Poritidae.